This is a messenger RNA of Trypanosoma cruzi, 618 nucleotides long. RefSeq names its product trans-sialidase, putative. The record is from RefSeq and is a predicted model, not a curated record. Lineage: Eukaryota; Euglenozoa; Kinetoplastea; Trypanosomatida; Trypanosomatidae. The transcript has a single exon. The annotation marks the transcript as partial.
AUGCUCUCACGUGUUGCUGCAGUGAAGGCACCCCGCACACACAACCGUCGCCGCGUGACCGGCUCCAGCGGAAGGAGGAGGGAAGGAAGAGAGAGUGAGCCGCCGAGGCCCAGCAUGUCCCGGCAUGUGUUUGCUUCUGCUGCGCUGCUCCUCGUCGUGAUGGUGUGCUGCGGUACCUGUGGAGCUGCGGCUGCUGGAGGGAAUAAUGGGAAGGGUGAUUUAAGGAAUUUUCUGAAGCUGCAGAGGGUUGAUUUAUUUUUGCCGAAUAAGACGCAGGUGCUGCCGAAAGGUGGAGGUACUCCAGGGACGAAGCGGGACUCAUUUGUUUCACCAUCUCUUGUCAGUGCUGGUGGAGUAAUUGCUGCUUUUGCCGAAGGCCACACAAACGCCAAAGUUCGCACGAACGCCCAAAAAGACGGUGCCAAAUUAAUUACGCCCUCUUACUCUGAUGUUGUUGCGGGGUACAUUGACUCUGCGUGGAACUGGACCACUCUUGUUGGCAAGGUCAAUCAAAGCUCAUGGAGGGCACACACCGUGCCUACUGGAGCGGAUGGACAGAAACUUUUGGGUGGUGUGCACCACCCCACAACAACCACGAAGGGCAACAAGGUGUUUCUU